CUGACCAACACCACUCCAUCAGUACUCACGGCUCCACAUCACACACAGCCAAACAGGUUCACACGCAUCCACCCACGGAGGCACGGGCAACACCGGAAAUGGGGAGCUCACCGGAGUCGGUCGCCGUCGUGGCGGUGCCAUUCCCGGCGCAGGGCCACCUCAACCAGCUCCUGCACCUGUCGCUGCAGCUCGCCGCUUCGCGCGGGCUCGAGGUGCACUACGCGGCGCCGGCGCCGCACGUCCGCCAGGCGCGAGCCCGCGUGCACGGCUGGGACGACGAGGCUCUCCUCUCCAUCCGGUUCCACCACCUCGGCAUCUCCACGUACGCCUCUCCGCCUCCCGACCCCGCCGCUGAGCUCUCCUUCCCCUCCCACUUCAUGCCCCUGUGGGAGACGUACUCCGCCGACGCGCGCGCCCCGCUCUCGGCGCUCCUCGGCGGCCUCUCCGCCUCGCGCCGCCGCGUCGUCGUCCUGUACGACCUCCUGUGCUCCUUCGCCGCCGAGGAGGCGGCGCGGCUGCCCAACGGCGAGUCCUUCGGGUUUCACUGCACGUCGGUGUCGUACAUGCUCGGGAAGUUGGACGCCGAGCACCGGCUGCUCCGCGAGAACGGCCUCCACUAUCUCCCAGUGCACUCCUGCGUGACCAAGGAGUUCUUGGACUACGUGUACAACCGGGCCGCGGUGGAGCAGGCGAGUGCGUCCGCCGCCGGCAUCCUCGCGAACACGUGCCGCGCGCUCGAGGGCGAUUUCAUCGACGCGGCAGCGGAGGCCCUGGCCGCCGGCGGGAAGAAGCUCUUCGCCGUCGGGCCGUUUAACCCAGUGCUGCUCGACGCCGGCGCGUCGGGGCAGAGCCAGCGGCGGCACGAGUGCCUCGACUGGCUCGACAGGCAGCCGCCGGCGUCGGUGCUCUACAUCUCGUUCGGCUCGAUGUCCUCGAUGCGGGAAGGGCAAAUCACGGAACUUGCCGCGGCGCUGCGCGGCAGCAAGCAGCGGUUCAUCUGGGUGUCGCGCGACGCCGACCGCGGCAACAUAUUCACGGGCUCCGGCGAGAGCGAGAGCCGGCACGCGAAGCUUCUCGCCGAGUUCUCCAGGGAAAGCGAAGGGACGGGGCUGGUGAUCACCGGGUGGGCGCCGCAGCUGGAGAUCCUGGCGCACGCCUCCACGGCGGCGUUCAUGAGCCACUGCGGUUGGAACUCGACCAUGGAGAGCAUGAGCCACGGGAAGCCGGUUCUUUCUUGGCCGAUGAACUGCGACCAGCCCUGGGACGCGGAGCUGAUAUGCAAGCACUUCAAGGCCGGCAUCCUGGUGAGGCCAUGGGAGAAGCACGGCGAGGUGGUGCCGGCGACAGCCAUACAGGAGGUGAUCGAGAAGAUGAUGGUCUCCGAGGAAGGGAUGGCGGUGCGGCAGCGCGCAAAGGCGGUCGGCGAUGCCGUCCGCUCCGCCGUGGCUGUCGGCGGAUCGUCGCGCGAGGACCUGGAGCGCUUCGUUGCUCACAUCACAAGGUGACGAUGAUACGGUAUCGACCAAAUGGCUGGAAUCCCAAAGCAGGGGCGGAGCUGAUGGGUGGUCCGGGUGAUCCCGGACCACCCAAAAAAAUUGCCGACAAAUCCAUAUUACCCAAUAAAAAAUAAUUAAAAAGGAAAAUGGUGCUGUUAAUGACGCAUUGAUGCAACUUAACCAGGUAAUAUUAGGAUUGAUGGCCGCAUGCCCCUAUCCAUCUCACGCGAGAAUGCACCGCACAGUGGAAACCGAACUAUCGUCUCACGGUUUCACCAUCUCUUGACUCACGACAGAUCACAGGCGACACAUCUCUUCUUUGAGUCAAAAUUUUACUUAACUACCUAUUUUAAUGUUUUAAGAUGUUCUACUAACUAGCAAAAUAACGUUGAAUAAAUCAAUAUAGUGCAUAUAUCUAUUUAUUUCAAAAUUA
Molecule: messenger RNA, 1929 nt
Organism: Oryza brachyantha (malo sina)
Lineage: Eukaryota; Viridiplantae; Streptophyta; Magnoliopsida; Poales; Poaceae
Product: cis-zeatin O-glucosyltransferase 1-like
Exons: 1
Coding region: 99-1505 (468 amino acids)
Molecular function (GO): UDP-glycosyltransferase activity
Source: RefSeq, a predicted model, not a curated record